This is a messenger RNA of Eucalyptus grandis, 3015 nucleotides long. Its product is annotated as LEAF RUST 10 DISEASE-RESISTANCE LOCUS RECEPTOR-LIKE PROTEIN KINASE-like 2.5. Bases 757 to 2784 code for a protein of 675 amino acids. Gene Ontology annotation, biological process: protein phosphorylation. NCBI's taxonomy places the organism in Eukaryota, Viridiplantae, Streptophyta, Magnoliopsida, Myrtales, Myrtaceae. The record is from RefSeq and is a predicted model, not a curated record. The transcript has 4 exons. Gene Ontology annotation, molecular function: ATP binding; protein kinase activity; polysaccharide binding.
CGCUAUACCGCGUAAGUCACUCGCUUCCUCCACACUCAAAGAGGAGUCGUCGGAGAUAUUUCCUGCUCUCUUCAUCGUUUUAAGGAGGGAGCAACUCAUGGUAUUCCUCUCGUCUUUGUCUAUCUCUCCUUUACAUAUCGACACUAAACACUAGAUCUGCUUAACCAAUUCUUGCUCUCCGCUGCUGCAUAAGCCAUGCACCAAUAUCAACCCCUUCUUCUUCUCCUCCUCCUCCUCUUCCUUCUACAUUGGUCUUUUAGCAUUGCCAUAGAAAAUAAUCCCUGCACAACCUCUUGCGGUGAGGUCGCAAACAUAAGUUACCCGUUUCGAUUGAUGGGAGACCUGAAAUUUUGCGGCCACAGUGAUUUUGAGCUAGCUUGCAUAGAUAACCGCACCAUUCUGGAUUUUAACUCGAGCAAGUACUUUGUACACAACAUCGACUACACCAACCGAACGAUUAGGAUCGCUGAUGUCAAGCUACAGAAGGGCAAUUGCUCAUCCCUUCCUCUCCAGUCUUUAUGCGGCCUUAAUGGAUGGCCCGAUUCUUCCUCUCCAUUCCCACUCCUUUCCGUGUAAGUCACUCGCUUCCUCCACACUCAAAGAGGAGUCAUCGGAGAUAUUUCCUGCUCUCUUCAUCGUUUUAAGGAGGGAGCAACUCAUGGUAUUCCUCUCGUCUUUGUCUAUCUCUCCUUUACAUAUCGACCCUAAACACUAGAUCUGCUUAACCAAUUCUUGCUCUCCGCUGCUGCAUAAGCCAUGCACCAAUAUCAACCCCUUCUUCUUCUCCUCCUCCUCCUCCUCUUCCUUCUACAUCGGUCUUUUAGCAUUGCCAUCGAAAAUAAUCCCUGCACAACCUCUUGCGGUGAGGUCGCAAACAUAAGUUACCCGUUUCGAUUGAUGGGAGACCCGAAAUUUUGCGGCCACAGUGAUUUUGAGCUAGCCUGCAUAGAUAACCGCACCAUUCUGGAUUUUAACUCGAGCAAGUACUUUGUACACGACAUCGACUACACCAACCGAAUGAUAACGGUCGCCGAUGUCAAGCUGCAAAAGGGCGAUUGCUCAUCCCUUCCUCUCCAGUCUUUAUGGGGCCUUAAUGAACCGCCCGUGUAUUAUUAUCAUUAUCAUUAUUAUUAUUAUUAUUAUACAUCCCAUGCUGUUUCGAUCGUGAGUUGUGUGAAGGCCGUGGAUUUUCCAUUUUACAUUGAUGCUUCAUCAUGCCUUGAUGGGCUUCCAUUACUUAAUUUCUCUGGUGCGAGCAGGCGAGUGUAUGCCUUGGUCAAUGCAAAUGUCUUAUCUAUAGAAACCACAUGCACUAUAGAGUUUAUGGUAAUGCUAUCACAAUGGGUUGAUGCACCUAAUCUUCGUUCCUAUGCGCAAAUUCACGAACAUAUGGUUUAUGGAUUCGAGCUUGCAUGGGAUUAUCCUCCUGACCCUUCAAUGUUUUAUCCUUCUGAAUGGGGUAUUCCUGAGCACACCAAGAUAGAUAUUAUUGUCUGGUAUAUUAAACAGAUCUCGCUCUAUAUCAUCGGUUUCAUUCGUUACAAACACAAUCUCCGAUGGAGAACAGGGAUCUACUACCUUGAUGUGGUGAUGUUCUCUCUCUUGGGCAUCGUGCUUCAAUGCAUGGUUGUGAAAUUCAUCUUGGGAGCCCCAUGCGUGAUGACGUUGCUAAUACGCAAAUGGAAGAGAAGACACUUAGCAAUGGAUCAAAAUGUUGAAGAAUUUUUGCAAUCUAACAAUAAUUUCUUGCCAAUAAGGUAUUCUUACUCGGACAUCAAGAAAAUCACGAGUGGCCUUAAGGAUAAACUAGGUGAGGGAGGGUACGGGUCCGUGUUCAAAGGAAGACUCCGGAGCGGCCGUGAGGUGGCGGUCAAGAUUCUAAAGAAGGGAAAAACAAAUGGGCAGGACUUCAUCAGUGAAGUAGCUACCAUUGGUAGAAUUCAUCAUGUUAAUGUUGUUGGACUCAUUGGUUAUUGCUUUGAGGGCUCUAAACAAGGUCUUGUCUACGAUUUCAUGCAUAAUGGAUCUCUGGAUAAGCACAUUUUCUCACGAGAACAAGGGAUUUCUCUUGAAUGCAAGGAAGUGUAUGAGAUUGCUCUCGGAGUGGCUAGAGGGAUUGAAUAUCUUCAUCGAGGAUGCGAUAUCCAAAUUUUACACUUUGAUAUUAAGCCUCAUAACAUUCUUCUAGACGAGGAUUUCACCCCAAAAGUUUCCGACUUUGGGCUCGCAAGAUUGUAUCCUACGGAUUACAACACUGUGUCUUUGACUGCCGCGAGAGGAACCUUAGGGUACAUGGCUCCGGAGCUCGUCUUCAAGAACCUUGGAGGCGUCUCUUACAAAGCCGAUGUCUAUAGUUUCGGAAAAUUGUUGAUGGAAAUGGCCACUAGAAGGAAGAACGGGGACAAGGUUACAGGGUGUUCGAGUCACACUUACUUUCCUUUAUGGGUUCAUGACCAAAUCGAUAAAGAAUUGGAAAUUCCAGUGGAAGUUAGUGAGGACGAGAGGAAAAUAAUAAAGAAGAUGAUAAUAGUUGCUCUUUGGUGCAUACAAUGGAAUCCUGAUGAUCGCCCUUCGAUGCAGAAAGUCUUGAAAAUGCUCGAAGGAGAAGUAGAUGAUCUACAAAUACCUCCCAAGCCACUCUUUUAUGCAACAGAAAUGUCAAGAAGGGAUGAUGGAACUUGGACUGAUGAAGGCAAUAAUACCAUAUCCACUACAUCAACUAGUGCAAUAACUUAUGAAGAUUCUGGUCUUGAGUGUACUAGUAUUAGCAUUACGCAAGCAUAGACACAUAUCAAAACCGUUUGAUCUGUUCACAUAUGUGGCGAAUUGAAGCAUGGUAGUGAUGAUGUUUCAUGUGUAGCUCCCCUUUCUUGGCCAUCAUUAUAUCAUAGAUGUUUAUGACUAUAUUUAUGAUCUUAAUUACGCCAUCUUUUAGCAUUAUCAUAUUAAAGAUGUCAUUGGUAAUAGUUUGGACUCUUGGAUCCAAUAAUAAAUCUAGUGACUACUUUCAGCAUA